AAUAAUAAAAAAAAACAAUUUCAUUCAUUAAAUAAAUUAAUAAAUAAAAUCAACGUAAUAAUUUAUUAUUAUUUUCUUAUGAUUACCAUAUUAUGAAUGAACACACGAUAAAAUGACUCUAUCGUAUCACGAUGGCGCUGAUUGAGUAUCAAUUUCAUUACACAUAAAUAAAUAACAAAUCUACGCAUACUCACACGUUAAUACACUCAACAAAUAUAUAUUUACUUAUAUAUAUACAUACAUACAUCUAAACACAUACAUUAUAGCAGCUAUCAGGUGAAAAUGAUGACGUUUGACACCGCAUCGACACAAAUUGUACACAAGCGCCUUAAUCACCCUACUUUAUCUAACUCUAUACUACAGUUAAAUAUCAAUAACCAUAAUACAAACAUACAUAAAUAAAUAUACUUAAAAAUAAUAAAAUAAAAAAAUAAACAAUAAACAAAUUAAUCCCAUAAUUUAAAUAAUAAAUUUGUGACAGUGAUCUAGUCAUCAAUAAAAUUCAAAUAAUAAUAAAAUUUUAAAUUUAAUUUUAUCAAAUCUACUUACUAAUAAUUACAUAUAAUACUGUAGACAUUACAUACAUUCAUCCAUCAUCCAUACAUGUAUAUACGUAUGUAUAUAUAUAUAUAUAGUUUUUGACAAGUACGCGCGUAUAUUUCGCGGCCGUUCUUUCUCGGUCUCAAAAGCUUCUCCCGAACCCUGGCGGAUUUAACCGAUUGUAUUAAAACGCAUUUAUCUACAUGUAUAUAAAAAUAAAUAGGUAUAAGCAUGUGUUUACAUAUGUAUAUAUAACAAAUCGACGAGUCCAGUAGCUUUAUCACUUAGUGGUAGUAUUAUACUAAAUAUACAUGUACUUCGUAUAUAUUUAAUUUUAAAAUAGUGGUGGUUGGCGGUAGUAAUGGUAGUGGCGGCGAUGGUUUGUCGUCGUUUAUUGUUGUAGUGUCGGUGGUACUGCUAAUACUAUAAUAAUAAUAAUAAUAAUAAAAGUUUAAUAAAAUAUAUAAAAAUAUAUAUAUCUAUAAUAUAUAUAAUAACAAGAAGUGCAACUAUCAGAUAUACUACACUAAUAAAAAAAAACUACACUACAUAACUCAGAUAUAGUAUUAAAGAUAUAUUAUAUAUAUGUAUAUAUAGAUAUAUGUAUAUAUGUAUGUAUAAAAAAAGAGUGUAGUAAGUGUGUAGUAUGUACUGUAAGUAAAGUGAGUUGGUUGGUUAGUUAACAUACUACAAGUUAAGACUUAGCGGUGUAUGCGCGCCUUCUUAAUUCUUCUUUACCUUGGUGUUGUUAUAUUUAACGUAAAUUGUGUGUUGUGCAAAGGUUAAGAUAAAUUAUAUAUGAAUAUAUCUAUAUAAGUGUAUAUAUAGAUGGAUAAUGAUAAUUAUAAUUUAUUGGUAAUAAUAAAAAUAAAAGAUAAAUAUUACUUGUAAUGAGGAAAAAAAAGUGAUUUAGUAGGAAGGUGGUGUGAAAUUAUAAAACAUGAAGAUGUUUAUUAUUGAGCGUUGAAGAAUUAACCCGAGGGCGGCUAAAAAACAUGGGAAGAUCGAAGUUUCCAGGCAAGCCGCCGAAAACGGUAACCAGAAAACGAAUCAAGGUUCUCGGGCGGCCAGAAACAACUCAAAGUGAUUCCGUAACCGUUGCUGAAAACAUUUACUAUGGACUUUCACUGUUCAAUGAAACAUUUGGCGAUAAUGAGAAAGAACGUCGUCCAUUCCAUGGUUUUAGCAGUAAAGAAGCUAAAUUAUCAGUAUCAUAUAUAAAAACAACAAAGCAAGAUACCGAUAAUGACAAAAAAGUAAAUAAACAAUUAAAUUCAAAUGAUAAAAUAAAAACAAACGAAUCAUCAACAGAAAAUUUAUUAUUAAAACCAUUGGAAAAUGAUAAUAAUCAAUUAAAAAACAACGAUCACAAUAAUAGUAAUUUAUCGGAAAGUACAAGUAAUAAUAAUAUUGUUAAAGAAACGGUAAAUGUUAAUAAAAAUAUUAAUAAUGAUGAUGAAAAAAAAUUAAAGAGUGGCAAUAAAUCAAAAGUUGGUAAAGGGGUUGUUAAAUUUAAACGUGUUGUACGUACACCGAUACUGAAAGCCGUUAAUAAUAUAUUGGAUCGUCAUCAACGCACACGACAGCUCCGUAAUAGUACAGCAAAACGUUUACUACAAAGGGCUAAGUACAACAUUUCGUCGAAUAAUCGUAACAUUACAAUUCAGUCUAGUGAUAAAUCUAAUGCUAUUAAAAAAUUCGUCCUUCCAAUGCGCAGUGCACAUUCAUCGCGUGUUAUCAAGCCAAAUAAAAGAUUUAUUGAGGAAUUAGAACAGAGUCCUAGCAAUGAUAAUGACGAUGGCAAACAGUCGAAGAAAGCCAAGGCGUCGAAUAAAAAUAAUCGUAAUGUUAAAUCUAAAUUGAAGCAAUAUAAAAAUAAUUCAAACUCAUCGAAAUCAUUAAAAAAUUAUAAAUCUGUGAAAGGUAAGGAAGACACUAGAUUUAAAAGAAAUGGAAGUCAGGUAAAAAAAUCGGGUUUAAUGAGUAAAACAAAAGUAAAACAUAAAAUAAAUGAUAAUAUUAAUUCGACAUCAAUAAAUAAAUCAUCAGAAUCAAGUUCUAAUGAAUCAUUACUUUUAAAAGUUCUUCCUAAUUUGAAUACUCCAAAUGUUGAGUCUUCCAGAGUUAAAACACGAUUGAGGAUACCCAGUGAAACUGCUAUUGAUUCUGAUAAUUUAUUAUCAGUAAAUAAUGAAAAUAGUAUACGAGAUAAUAAAAAAAUUGAUUUCAUUAAUUCAAUUAUUUCAUCAUCAUCCUCAUCUUCUGAUGACAACAAUGAUUGUAUGGAGGAUACUGUUAGUAAUUAUGAUAUUGCCAGUGAAAAUCCACUUGAUGCAUUUGAAUCUGACAGUUCAUUAUCAGAAAGUACAAGUGAGAGUAAUCACAACAGUGAAGAUGAACAGUCCGAGUGGACGGGUAUGAAAUUAGACGGUGGCAAAGUGAUAUUACGUAAAGCGAGAUUAAAGCUUGAGAAUAAAAAUCCAGGAGGUACUGAAGGUCCAUUUUCAGUUACAAAUAUCCAACAUCAGCACCAUCAUCAGCAACAUCACCAACAUAGUCAUAGUAGUAGUAAUAAUAUUAGUAAUAAUAAUAGUAAUAACAAUGGAAGUAUUAAUUCAAGUUUAACUGGUACAGUUAAAUGUGGAGUAUGUGGUGCAGUACGUUUUUAUCGUUUUGUUAAGCAAGCACGUAAAUUUGGUAUCUACAGUUGUGAAUCGUGUCGUAAAUUUAUCAGUAAGAUAAUAAAGCAUCAAGCUUGCGCUAAGUCUACCAAUACGUCACUUCCUGUAUUGCAGUGUCACAAAGGUGAUGGUCUGUGUUUAGUGCCUCCAGUUGUACGCAGUCAACAGUGGAAUUUAAUGAGAUGUGCUUAUAAAGCGCGUUGUCCAGCUUGUUGGCUUAAAAUGUGUCUGAAAUGCUACAAUAUACCUACGUCUAUUAAAGCAGGAUUGAAUACUUUACUUCCGCCUUUACUCAGAGAUCCUUUGAUGUCAUUGGGGUCCAUUAAUCAGGACAGCAAUGAAGUAAUUUGUGGUCAAAAAAAUGUUUCAACUAAAAUAAAUUGGCCAGCUGAAGACAGUUUGGAAAAAAAUCUAUUCAAGUCAGCAAUAAGUUGGACAGGAAUACAGGAGAGGAAGGUUGGGUAUCAAAGUGGUCAAGGAUUAUUGACAAAUAAAUUUAACAAAGUUGAUUAUCCGAUAUCUAUGUCAUUGAGUAAAAAAAGAAAAAAAGAUACGAGGAUAAAGAUACGUAAGAAAAUAAAAAGUCCACUUGUAUUGUCACCCCCGUCAGCCUGCUCGUCGCCUACUGUCGGCCAGUCUACUCAGUCACUUCGACAGAGGGUUGAUCUCAAAGGCCCACGGGUUAAACAUGUCUGCCGUAGUGCUAGUGUUGCACUUGGUCAGCCAAUAGCGACUUUUCCUUCAGCAGAUGAAAAAGAUGAGUCUGAUGUCAGUAGCAAGAGUCUGGUGAGCGCUAAAAUUAAGGACGAAGAAAAAAGGCCAGAUACCAGGGAAAAAGUAUCGAAAAGUAAUCGAGAAAAUAAUGCCAAUUCGACAAAUAAUAGUAUCGUACAAAUGUCUUAUGUCAAAAAAAAUAAAAUCCAAUCAAAUAAUUUGGUGUCGAGUAAUCACAGCGUACGUGCACUUGCUAAGUUGACAAAAAAUAAAAUUCAUGAAAUAUCUAUCGAUUUUUGGGAGCAGUAUGACCCAACGGAAGUUGGUGCUAAAGGUUUUGCUCUGAUAGCAUCGGAAAUUUUUCCUAUUCCAGCUAUUUGUUUUCUUUGCGGUAGUGCUGGAAAAGAAUCUUUAAUUCACUGUCAGUGUUGUUGCGAACCCUACCAUGCAUUCUGUCUUGAACCCAGCGAGUGGAAUGCCUGCGUCCAACCAGACUGGUGCUGUCCACGCUGUACAAUCUGUCAAACAUGCUCUCUAAGAACCGGGCCAAAAUUAUCGUGUAUACGUUGCCGCCAAUCUUUUCAUCAUUCGUGUCUAUCAAAGUCGGGUGUCAAUGCCAGACUGUACAGCCCAGAUCGGCCUUAUAUCUGUCAAAAUUGCGUUAAAUGUAAAAGCUGCGGUAGCGAAGGUGUCAAUGUUUACGUUGGUAAUUUACCUCUAUGUUCAAUGUGUUUUAAAUUACGUCAACGCGGGAAUUAUUGUCCGCUAUGUCAGCGUUGUUACAACGAAAAUGAUUUCAAUACUAAAAUGAUGGAAUGUAACGAGUGUUCAUGUUGGGUCCAUGCCCAGUGUGAAGGUUUGUCCGAUGAAUUUUAUCAAGUACUAAGUUAUUUACCAGAUUCAAUUGAAUUUACAUGCAGUCAAUGUUCACCAAAUCAAAAUUCAACCUCAUGGCGCAGUGCCAUUGACAAAGAAUUAAAAUCUGGUUUUGUUGCUGUGCUAAAAUCAUUGAGUAAAAAUCGUAAGGUCUGUAAUGCCCUCAAUUGGAGUCCAAGAAAAGAGUGCCUGUGUAAGCCAAUUGUCAGUGUAAGAAAAUUAUUAGAUUUUUCUGACGCUGAUAAUAACACUAGUAAGCUUAAUAAUUAUAAAGAAUUAACAGUAACUGAUAAUAAUGAGUCUGAAGAUAAUAAUUAUGAUAAAUAUUCAAACAAUGGUGAUAAUAAAAUUGAUCCUCUAAGUCGGUUUGAUUUUGAAGUUGACGAACAACAGCAACAGCAACAAGAAGUUCCACGCAGAGGUUUAAGAAAACUCAAACAGAAAUUCCAUCUUAAAGAAUGCUCUGUACGGGUUAAAAAUUGUAUUGUCAAAGAUGGUAAUGAUUCUAGUAGCAAUAGUGAGUCUAAUAAUCAUCAGUCAUUAAAUACAAACUAUAAUUCAAGUACGACACGUGAGUGUAUGUGUUUAGAUGAAAAUAUUUUAAUGAAACCAUCGCCAAGUCUUAUGUCCGUAAAACGUAAAGUAAAUAACAACGAAUAUCAAUCUCUUUUUCAAUUUCACUGUGAUAUGGACCAUGUUGUUAAUAGAGCUGGUAAACAAGAUCUCACAAUACUUUAUCAUAGAUCUCUACAGGAAAUAUUUCCAUGGUUUGAUCCCAAUCAAGCUAAAGUUAAUUCUUAUGACGAUGAAUUGUCAUCUUCUUCAACUGACAUUGAUGGUGAUGGUGAUUCAUCGGUAUCUAAAUUAAAUGAUUCUAUUUUAGAAACGUGGAAAGAGGAAGUUGUCAAAGCAUCAAAAGCUAUCACUAUGAGAACGGGAAAUAUUUACAGUGAAGUUCAGUUGGAAGACACGAGACUCUGUGCUCUUUGCAAAGCUACAGGAGAUGGUAAAGAAAAUCGUGAAGGCCGACUGCUGUAUUGUGGACAGAAUGAAUGGGUCCAUGCUAAUUGCGCUCUCUGGUCUAAUGAAGUAUUUGAGGAGAUUGACGGGUCAUUGCAAAAUGUCCACAGCGCUAUUUCACGUGGACGUAUGAUCAGAUGCGGCGAGUGCGGCAAAAAAGGUGCAAGUGUUGGCUGCUGUGCUAAAAAUUGCGGCAAUACGUUUCAUUAUCCAUGUGCAAGAAAUGCUGGGCUGGGAUUAAAUGAUGACAAGACAAUUUAUUGCUCAUUACAUUUAUCAAAUUGUAUUAACAAAAAUCAAAAUGAUGAAGAUAAUUUUAGUUUAAAGAGGCUUGUUUACGUUGAGAUUGAGAGAAAGAAGAAAAAAUUCGUUGAACCUGAUAAAGUUAAAGUGAUGAUUGGCUCUCUUAUGGUCGACUGUUUGGGUACGAUCGUUCCUGAAUUUUCCGAUACUGCAGACAAAUUAAUACCCACUAAUUACAAGUGCUCGAGGCUCUAUUGGUCCACUAAAAACCCUAUGAAAAUCGUCAGGUAUUAUAUACGUACAUAUAUAAAAACAUGUACGACAGAUAUUAAUUUAGACUUGGAUCACAAUGUGACGAUAGAUCAUUCGAAAGAACAAGAGGCUGAAGAACGUCAAAAAAUAGAUAAUUUAAUAGUCAAGCAAACACUUGAUUCAUUAAUUGAUUCUGUUUAUAAUCGUGAGAUGGAUGACAAUCUUGCUGAACAAAAUAAUACUGAUCUAUUGCCACCGGAAAUAACAGAUGUAAUUUUUAAAGAUUUGCCCCACGAUCUCUUGGAUGGAAUCUCAAUGCAAGAUAUUUUUCCUAAGAUGUCUUAUGAAGAUUUUUUAGCAAUGGAUCUAAGAAAUGAUGGUAUAUUUGGUAACGAUAUACUUAAAGAUGAAAUGUUGUCUUCAGAUGUUGAUGAUGAGAUGAUUAAAUUGUCUGGUGAUAAUAAAUUAACCAAAGAUUCUCCCUGUAUCUCAGAUAUAGCUGAGCAAAAUGACAUAUGGUUACAUCUUGAAGCUAAAAGCAGCGUUCAAGAAUUUAUGGAUGAUUUAUUAAAUUCUAAAUCACAAAAAUUUGGUGGUAAAGAAUUAAAACGUUCUAAAUCAGAAGUUAUUGGUGGUAAUGCAUUGGUAGUUGGUAAUCAAAGACGACAUCAUCAGAGAUCUUGUAGUUUAACUUGGAGUUGUAAAUUAGAUGGUACUUAUGGACCAACAGUUAAACGAAGAAAAUUAUCACGACCAUCAACAGCAAUAACCGGUGAAGUUAACAGUUUUGUCGUUGAUUCUGCCGAAAAAAAUUCAAUGUUUCAUGAAUUACGUAUACCUGAAAGUAUUAUGGUUACUGUCGGGCGAACGACAUCUCCUACAAUAAACGAAUCAGUAAGAGAAUUUAAAUAUUGCAUUGAAGAUCCAGGAAUAAAUCGACGUAUGAUGCCUACAAGAGAAGACAACAAAGAUCACAAACGCCUGCUUUGGCACACAAGACAACAACCGCUAAUGCUUCAAGUUGACGGCCCAGCAGAUCCAAGUAGUGCAAGUGAAUGCAGUUCCCCAGAGUAUGACGUUGAAGAAAAAUUAAAUUCCGACGGUUAUAAAAUAAUUGUCAAUGAACAAGACAAUUUAUCGGACACUGAUUCCGAGGAGAGUCUUAAAAUACCACAGCUGGAUGGCGCAGAUGACAUUUCAAGUGAUGACGAGAGUCACAGCAAUCCAAUGGAUACCAUAAUAUAUGUUCCUCAUACUAUUGAAGAUGGUCCAGUAACUUGUAAACGUUGUCAGUGCACUUACCGAACCCAUGACAGCUACAACAGGCACUUGUCUAACUGUGAUAUUGUAACGACAAGUGACAGCGACUCGGAGACGAUUGAUCACAAAUGCGGGCCUUCAUCGUCCACCUUUUUUGAUGAUUCAUUUUCGCCGCAAUUUGUCACACUGUCAUCACCAUCACAAGGCCGCACAUUGUCAACAGAUUAUCCAGAUAUACAGGCAACCUCACCACUUGAAGCUUCAGUACCGUCACCACACACUGGUCUGCAAAUAGAACCAAUAGCCCAGGCUCUAAUUACACCACAAAUUCACAGUCAUGAGACAGUGGAGACUCUUCAUCAGACAGUAUUGACAUCUAAUGAAGUUAUAGUUCAAACUCAGUAUACAAGAACAACUACAACAUUACCCAAUUCAUCAGCAACAGUAUUACCUCAGGAUAGCAGUAUAAAAAUAAUUGAAAUAACAGAUUCGCCGACACAUGAACAGACAUCACCAAGUAUUACAUUGUCGGCAAAUGAUAGUAAUCAUCAUCAAGCUGUUGUCAGUCCUUAUGUAUCACAGACUAUUCAAUCUGUUGAUACUCCGGUGGUAAUUAGAGAUAUUGACGAAACUCAUAUCAAUCAACAACAGCAAAAUCAUACAAUUAUCUGUAAUAACAAAGUAUUAAAACCAAAACCGCGAGUUGUUAAAGCUAAAACAAAAAUGAUAAAACCUCAGUAUGUUAAAAAUACAAUAAGUCAGCAGCAUCAUCUUGAGCCGAUACGUUAUCAGACAAUUCAUCAAAAUACAUCGCCGAUGGUUCAUUUACAGCAGGCACCAAGAGCCGCAGCACCAACAGUUAUUCUCCAGCAAGUACCGUCUUCAGGAAUAAUGUCAGCUUAUGUUGAUACACUUCAGCAACAGUCUGAUCAAAAUUUACAAUACAUCACAACAAUUGGAGGUCAAGAAGCAGCAUACAAGCCCCAAUUUAUAUCAACAAAUCAACUCGUACCUGGUGCAUAUAUUCAUGCAGCUUCUGAUAAUCUUCUAGCACUUUCCAAUGGCGGUAUUUCUGUCUUACCAAGUGUACAAAUUGGACAGCCUCAGCCAACUGUUUUAGGAACGAUAAUUCAACAGCAACCAAAUGCUAUUCAAUGCGGAGUUAUAUCAUCAGAACAAUUAGUUUUAAGUUCAACUCCUACUUUAGAAAUGUUUACUGAUUCUACUGGCAGUAUGUUUGUCUCUAGCCAGCCAAUGUAUUACGGACUAGAGACAAUCGUCAGUAAUACAGUCAUGUCAUCAAGUCAAUUUGUUGCGGGUGCAGUGCCACAAGUAUUAGCCAGCAGUUAUCAAACAACCACUCAAGUAUUUCAAGCAUCAAAAUUAAUGGAACCAAUUGUCGAUGUACAGACAAUACCAAGUGUAUCAACAGUUCAAGCAGUUCAAGGAAUUUCCAGUGUUCCUGUACAAACUGUACCAGCACAAAAUCAAAAUGUACCGACAGUCCAAUCAAUCCAAAGUAUACCAACUGUACCUAAUAUUCAUGGUAGUUACGUUGUUAUGAAUCCACAAGCUACUGAUAAUUCAAUACCAACAGCACUUAAUAAUCAUACGUCUGUAAAUAUUACACCAGCACCAUCAACUGAUCAAAACUUUGAUGGCUUAUCAAGUUCUAUUAUCAGCACGGAACCUGUAACAGCUAAAUUACGACUUCAGGAACCAGAAAUUGUUAAUUCGGUAGCACCUUAUAUAGACAUGUCUUCAAGAUCAAUGUCAACAGCAGUAUCAGUAUCAGUAUCAGCGCCAGUAGCAGCACCAGCACCACGGGCAAUUCAAAAUCAUCAAAGUAUACCGCGUAUUGCCGUGCGUCCAAGUCCAGUAUCACAACAAGCCGUCACGCAGCCCAAUUACAGCCAGUGGAAAUUUAUUUCUGAACCAAUCUAUAACGUGGAACAGCACACUGUCAGUAGUAGCACGAGACCGUAUCUUGACUCAAAACACGUGUCUGAAAAUACUAGUAUGAUAAAGUCAAGUUUAUCAUCAAAAGUAUCGCCACUAUCAAAUCACUGCGUCACGCAGCGUGAUAUUAUUAAAAAAUUAAAUAGUUGUGAUGUUAUUAAUAACGUUAAUGAUAUUUAUGUUAAUGGAUUGUCAAGUAAUUAUGCUAGUUCAAUAACUUCAACACAAACUGGACUUAAUAUCAAUAAUAUCAGUAAUAACACCAGCAAUAAUUACAAUAAAAUAAUAACAAGUGUGGCACCAACGAGACCGAUGAAUCGAGUCCUGCCGAUGCAAGCUGUUGUACCUAAACCUGAAACGAUAAAACCGGAUAUUAGUGACAUCGAAGAACCAACGAAAGAAAUUAAAUUUACAAUUGAAUCUGAGCCUAUUGAAUCAUUAGAUAAAUCGACCAUUGAUUUAACUGAUACUUUAGAUAAAAAUUUUGCAGAUAAGUUUUUUAGUGACAAGCCGCUUAUUGCUGAUGACAAUUUAAUAGACGAUGAAAUUUUAUUUAAUGACAAAUUGUAUGAUGAUAAAAAAUGCGAAGAAAUAAUCGAUAGUAAAAUAAUUGAAGAAAAAUUAAUUGAAGAUAAAAAUAUUAUUGAAGAUGUUAAAGUUUUUGAAGGUAAAAAUGAACAAAAAAUCAUUAUUGAUGAUAAUGAUGAUAAUGAUGAUGAUGAUGACGAUGACACUGAUGAUGAGUAUGAUGAAAAAGAAGAGUCUGAUAGUGAAGAAAAAGUAAAAGUUGAUGAUGAUCAUAGAGAUAAAUUAAAAAAUGCCUCAUUAAAAAUAGUAUUACAAAAACAAUUACAAGAUGGUUCUUAUAAAAUAACGCACAAUAUUAAAACAAAAACACCAACAUCAACAACAACAGCAGCUCCAGUUCCUGCUCCAGCUCCAGCUCCUGCUGCUGUUGCUGUUGCAACUAAAAAUCCACCUAAAAUAACAUCUGUUGAAAUAUUGCCGUCAAAACAAACUCCUCAUAUUGGGUCAUUGCAAUUAUUGCCAAUUAAAAAAUUUACACUGAAGGCCAACAAAGUAGAAGAAAUCCCACGUAUUAUUAUUGACAGUAAUAAAGAAAAAGAUUCAAUUACUAAUUUAUCAAAACCAAAAUUAUCUGCAACUUCUGUUAAGACGUCAAGAUUUUUAUCAAAAUCAAAAGUUGAUCCACUUACUAAUAAUAUUAUUAAUAAUAAUAAUACCAUAAAUAAUCUGAGUACUCCGAAAAAAAAUGAACCGAAAUUAAUGUACGAAAUAAAGUCACAAGAUGGUUUUACGCAUACGGCGUCAUCAAUGUCUGAGGUCUGGGACUCAGUAUUUCAGGCGGUACAAGCGGCGCGAAAGACGCACAAUUUGCCACCACUUACACACAAUCCGUUAACAGAAAAUUUAGGCUUAGACAACAAUGCGACGGUUUAUUUGGUCGAACAGUUAGCUGGUGUUAACAGAUGUACUAAAUAUAAACCUAGAUAUCAUAACUUAAAACCACCGAAAUCAUUUGACAGUGACAUUUUGUCUGGAUCUGAGUAUGGAUCAGCACGAGCUGAACCAUUUAAAGAUCGUAAAGUUCAUGAUAUGUUUAGUUGGCUGGCAUCACGACAUCGUAAACAACCGAAAAUUUUAGCGGUCUCGGAAAUGGACGUCAGACGAGCUGCUAGUACUAAUUUACCGAUGGCUAUGAGAUUUAGAAUGCUCAAAGAAACUUCUAAAGAAUCUGUUGGUGUUUACCAUUCUCACAUACAUGGCAGAGGAUUGUUUUGUUUGAGAGAUAUCGAAGCUGGGGAAAUGGUUAUCGAGUAUGCUGGCGAGGUAAUACGCGCAUCAUUGACUGACAAACGUGAAAAAUAUUAUGACAGUAAACAUAUUGGUUGCUAUAUGUUUAAAAUAGAUGAUCAUUUAGUUGUCGACGCAACAAUGAAAGGAAAUGCCGCGAGAUUUAUAAAUCAUUCUUGUGAGCCCAACUGUUAUUCAAAAGUCGUUGAUAUACUUGGUAAGAAACAUAUAUUAAUAUUUGCCUUGAGACGUAUUACUCAAGGAGAAGAGUUAACAUACGACUACAAAUUUCCAUUUGAGGAAAUUAAGAUACCUUGUACUUGUGGCUCACGAAAAUGUCGUAAAUACCUCAAUUAAAAUUAUCGUUAAGUAGACAAGUGAAAAAAAAAAAACAAAAAAAAAAAAAAAAAAAAAAAAAAACUUAACGUAUUAUCAAACAACGUCUCGAGCAAUAGCGAGCAAUUAAAAAGUAGCUUUUAACGAUUCGACGGUUCAAAAUAAUUAAAAUAACCUCGAUAAGUAUAUAUUUAAAAAUAUUAUUUAAAUACACAACUACAAUUCGUCCUACUAAAAUAAUUAUUUGGUUAAUUUGUUAAUAGAUCGCAGCUUUUAUUUUAUUAUAAUUAUUAAAUAGAUAGUAUACUAAGAAGUAUAUACAUAUAUAAUUAUUAUCACAGCGAUAUUAAAUUUUCAUUUAUAAUUUUUACAUACGUAUUAGAUUUAUAAUAAUAAUUAUAAGCAUAAUUGCUUCUUUUGAUGCUCUCGAUUUUAUUAUAUUCGCCAUUGCGUGAUAAAUAAUUCAUUUAUUUUGUAUUACUAUUAUUACUAUUACUACUAAAUAGCAUUACAUACUGGGGCUUUUCUUACGCAUACAUUUAUAUGAAUAUAUAUAUCUAUGAUUGAUUAAUAAUCCGGUUAAUGCUUUACAUUUAAUGAAUCACGAUUAGUGCUGUACUGCAUUAGUGAUAAUUAUUUUUUUCCUUUCAUAUAAUCAUGACAUGUUUAGUAUAUACUUUUUUUACUUUUACUAUAUUUAAUUCACUUGCUAAAAUAUCUGUAGUACCCAAUGCAGUCAAUGAUCCCAUUAAUUAUUAGGAUUUUUAAUCGUAUCUAUUACUUUAGACUUCCGAUAAUUAUUAAAAUAAAAAGAAAGAAAAAAUAAAAAAAAAAAAGUUUAUCUUUUAAAUAAUAUUUAAGUAAAAUUAUAAUAUUAAUAGUAAUGACAAUUGAUUUAAAUAAUGUGGGAUAUAUCCAGAUAAUAAGAGUGUACAGUGUAUUUUAUUAUUGAUACUAGUUUUAUAUUUUAUUUUUCAUGCCUGCUAUUAGCCAGAGCUAAUAGAAUUAUUUUUAUUGUAAAAUAUGUAAUAACUUUAUACUUUUUUUUUUUUAUAUAAUUUAAAUUACGUCUUUAUAAAAAAUAAGUAUUGCUUAUACAAGAAAUACAAUAAUCAGAGAAAAAAUAUGAGAGAGAUGAAUGAAAAAAAAAAUUUUAGGCGGGAGAAAAUAAAAUUUGGUUUUAUAAACUACUUUGGCAGACAUUGAUUAAGAAUAUUAAUAAUUAAAUUCAAUCAGAUGACAAAAAAAAAUAGGGAGAAAGCAAUAUUCGCCUUUCUUAUAUAAAUAUAUAUUAAGAUAUAACGCAUUAAAUUUGCAAUAUAAUUAACAAAAAAAAAGAAUCUGUGUAGAGAAUAUUACAGCGCGAGGUAAAGUGGGCAUUUUAAUACUUUACUUUUUUUAUAUACUUUUUCUUCGCUUAAUUGAUAAAUAAUUGAUCUUUUAUUAUUUUAAAGUAUUACGCAUUAUUGUGCUUCCACUUUAGUCAUGUAUUAUUAUGGUUUUAUUUUUUUUUUUAUUGACCCGAAAAUCAUGUGCUUUUAUUUAACCGUAAAUCAUUAGCUCUUAUAAAUACAGAUUUAUUUAAAAAAAUAUCUAUUUAUAUAUAGAUAUAUAAAUAUAUAUACUUCAAUCGUCCGUUCCUUCAAUUGUAAUGAAAUCAAUAUUAUUUUUAAAGUAAAUACUUGUAAUUACAGUUGAAACAAAUAUGUUUCAUUACAUACAAUAAAUUUCCAUGGGGAAAUAAAUUGUAAUCGCGAUUUGCCUUAAAUUCGUAGUUAAGUCUACGCUUUAACACGGUGAUGAUAGAUUUUAGGAAUAAUAAUAAACGUAAAA
Messenger RNA from Microplitis demolitor, 13529 nucleotides. It is a transcript of the gene trx, whose product is annotated as histone-lysine N-methyltransferase trithorax. Bases 1536 to 11717 code for a protein of 3393 amino acids. Gene Ontology annotation, biological process: positive regulation of DNA-templated transcription. The transcript is spliced from 6 exons. Gene Ontology annotation, cellular component: histone methyltransferase complex; nucleus. The record is from RefSeq and is a predicted model, not a curated record. Lineage: Eukaryota; Metazoa; Arthropoda; Insecta; Hymenoptera; Braconidae. Gene Ontology annotation, molecular function: histone H3K4 methyltransferase activity; protein binding; DNA-binding transcription factor activity.